Molecule: messenger RNA, 1128 nt
Organism: Colletotrichum paranaense
Lineage: Eukaryota; Fungi; Ascomycota; Sordariomycetes; Glomerellales; Glomerellaceae
Exons: 1
Coding region: 1-1128 (375 amino acids)
Source: RefSeq, a predicted model, not a curated record
AUGGGACCAGACAACGCCGAAGACCAGCACAAAGCAAGAUUCGCCGUCCAUAUGUCAAGCUUCUCGAGUCGCACCAUGGACAAGUCGUCUGUGCCCUUUACUGUCCGGGUUCUCGAUGACGCCGUCAAUCCCGCAGUAACAGUGCAGGAGCCAAGAGACUGGAGCGAUCUGCUACCGGCAACGAGCCGAACCAAGCACGAUCACAUCACUGUGCCGCAAGCCGACGACAUUGAAUUUCUGGAACAAGAGCUGCUUGUCCGACGACUCAACGAUGUCCAGGAUCUUCUCUGGAUCUGCGGCCGUCCAAUGCCGCCUCGGCCUCUGCAUUACCAGACGAUAUCGCGCGAGAUCCACAUCACAGAGAACCCCGAACUGCAUCUCGUCUGGGCCAAGAAUCGAAUUUUCGUCAAGCCGAUACCACGGUGGCUGCUGAGCCCAGACUUCUGGGUCGCCAACUUAGUCGAAGCCUCGGGCGAUCAGUCUGAUCCACGGAAGCAGCAGCUUGUCUCCUGCGCGCUCGGUUUCCUCUUCACUUACACAGCCCUCAUCGCGUAUGAGAGCGACUUCCGCAUAGCCGUCGAAAGAGGCCUGCUCCCGGAUCGGAUGAACUGGUACCAGUGGAAGGCAAUAUCGGCCCAGAUCGCGCAGAACCAUUGUUAUGCGUCCGUCAACCCGCGGUACUGGUACGGCGAGCUUCGUCUCAGUCGACUGAACAAGAUUUACCGCGUCCGCCUGGGAUACUUGCUCCGGGGGUAUUCCAAGGUAGUCUCUCACGCCGUGUACGAAGAUUUGAUCCGGGACAACUUUGCAACGCUGGCGGCGAUGCUCGGUUAUGUUGUCAUCGUCUUGACAGCGAUGCAGGUCGGCUUAGCCACGGACAGACUCGUUGGUGACAGCGCGUUCCAAAGUGUGAGCUAUGGCUUUACAGUCUUUUCGAUUCUUGCGCCACUCAUCGCCGGCGUAUGCAUAAUUGGAAUCGUAGUGGUCAUGUUUGUGAGCAGCUGGGGGGUAACGAAGGUGUACGAGAAGAAGAGAUUCCAAGAGAUGGGUGUCGAGCCAUUUUGGAGAUUUCAGAAGACAGCCAUCCAGUACACGAAGGUAGAAUCGAAGCAGGAGGCUAGAGAGUAG